Molecule: messenger RNA, 2204 nt
Organism: Boleophthalmus pectinirostris (great blue-spotted mudskipper)
Lineage: Eukaryota; Metazoa; Chordata; Actinopteri; Gobiiformes; Gobiidae
Gene: gas1a
Product: growth arrest-specific 1a
Exons: 1
Coding region: 458-1246 (262 amino acids)
Biological process (GO): regulation of cell cycle
Source: RefSeq, a predicted model, not a curated record
GCAGCACUCACACAAAUGAAAAACGGGGGACUGAGCGAAGACCACUCUGCAACCCGCAAGCCCCUUGUUUUUCUUCUUUGCGCUGUUUGUUUGCACUCCUACGACUUGGAUCACCCCGUUAAAGCUUGCGCACGGCCAAAGGAACAACGGAGGACGGGGUUUUCGGACUUAGGGAAGGGGAGAUGUGAAUUGAACACUGUUUUGGCGGAGCGCACGAACGCAGCGAUGGAAUGAGCUGAUCGAAAACUCUGACGAAGUUGUUGGGACUUUUGAGCUUUAGCGCUGCGCGUGCUCCACUUUCACUCGGUCAUGUAUGGAUAACGGAAGGCUCGCAGUGAUUUUUGGGUCGAAUGGAGAAGGUUUGACUUGGGUGUCCCAUUCUCAGCAACAUCGGGCCCCAGAGCGGACCGCUCUUAGUGAACAAGCCGACCGCUUAUGACACUGUUGUGAGUGCGUAAUGGCAGUGUGUUUGCUGCGGACGCACGGCUCCCUAUGGCCACUAGGCUAUUUACUGUUCUUAUUUUCCUGUUUAUUUCUGUUCACGCCGUGUUGUGGCCGCAGACUCAUCUGCUGGCAGGCCAUUAUGAACUGCCAAGCUGAGCCCGAGUGUAACUACGCCUACGAGCACUACACGCGCGCGUGUGGCCCGGUGCUGAACGGGGAGAGGAGAAAGUGCCCGAGUCAUUGCAUCUCGUCUUUGGUACAACUUAACCUGACUAAGAACGGACCCGCAUUGGAGGACUGCAGCUGCGCGCGGGACGCUACGUGUGUGAACACGAAGCGGGCUAUCGAGCCUUGUCUGCCCAAGACCACAAGCACGGGCUGCACGGAAGCGCGGCGCCAGUGCGAGAGGGACCAGCAGUGCAGCUCCACCAUGCACGACUACCUAAGACACUGUAGUAAGCUGUUUAGCGGCGCUGUGUGCUCGAACGCCUGUCGCAACGUAAUUGCCAACAUGCGUAAGAUACCCAAGGGCCAGCAACUGGACACUUGCAUGUGUGAUGGCACGGAGCGGGCCAUAUGUGAGUUUGUUAAAGCCAGUAUGAAAACUCUGUGCUUUGACUCUCCGCCUGAGCGCGAGGAGAGCAGCGGGUGGAUCCACAGGAUGGAUCCAGAUAGUGAGGACGGCGACGAUGAGCCCGAGGUGGACUAUUAUCAAAACCCGGACAGCGGAUCAGCUCCCACAGUUCAGCGCUGCGCCCUCACUCUGUUGGCAUCCAUUUUAGUUCUGUUGGCCCUCGUCUAAUCCCUGGGGUCAUGACGUGCCCCCGCUAUUGUCCGGAUAAAGGGCCGUCUCCACUCGGGCCGCUCCAUGACCUGUGGUUGGAGGAGUUAAAAGGCCCCUGGACUGAAGGAAUCGCCUUGUUUGGACUACAGAGUGAAGGAUAUCACAUGAGGAGAUUUUCUAUGCAAAUGACACCACAAGGCUGUGUAGGCCUCUUAUCGAGCCCACUUCACUGCUUCACUUUGCUUAUGUGAUAAGCUUUUAUUGUCUCACAGAGUCGGACUGAUAGCAUUGUCCACACACAGCUGUCUGUGCCAAUGUCAGUGGAUGUGUCCAUGCUGAGCACUGCCAAGCCUCCUAAAGACACUUAUAUCAUAGACUGAUGCCUACCUGAUCAAUAAGUAUUUAAUGCUGGAACAGAUGAACUUGUAAAUACACUAGAGUUUAAGGAGAAACAGUAAUUUAUUACCGUAACAUCCAAAUGUGCAGCAUGUAAAUAGAAAAGAGAAUUCCAGCUUUAAAGGGAACUUAUUUUGUAUAUUCUCUUCAAGGAUUAUGUACAUUGUAUAUAUGUGUAUAGAGGCUAUAGAUUUGUCCAGAGAAUCUAUGUUUAGGCUAUGAGAUGAUUUAUUAAAAAUAGCCUAUAGUGAAAGAAAUGUCUAAAUCCACUGUACGCACGCCUUAAUGAUAUACUUUUUAUAGAAGGCAUAAUGAAAACUUGAAGAUAUAUUGGGACUGUGAGUUCUGUCCGUCUGUUCUUAGUGACAGAUGUGCCUUGACCCCAACUAAAAGUCACAUAACUUAUGGUGAGUGUCACCAGUCUGUUACACUCGUAUGCUCUCAGAAAACAAAGCUAUGUUUUAUAUAAAAUUAUUUUAAUGACAAAUUUUGAGUGUGGAUGAUAUUUUGACAGAAAAGCAUUGUAUGCUUUUUGUAAUGUGGAUUCCUAGUUACAAUUGUAACAAAUACAUUUUGCCGU